Molecule: messenger RNA, 632 nt
Organism: Camelina sativa (false flax)
Lineage: Eukaryota; Viridiplantae; Streptophyta; Magnoliopsida; Brassicales; Brassicaceae
Product: polyadenylate-binding protein-interacting protein 13-like
Molecular function (GO): RNA binding
Source: RefSeq, a predicted model, not a curated record
AUGAAUUUUGAGCAAGGGAGGCGAUGGAUGAACAAAAGAAGAAACUUGAGUCAGAUCAGGAGAACUGUAUAUGUCUCAGACAUCGAUCAACAAGUUACUGAGGAGCAGCUUGCAAGUCUAUUUUUAUCUUGUGGCCAGGUUGUUGAUUGCCGUAUAUGCAGUGACCCUAAGUCUAUUCUCCGUUUCGCCUUCAUUGAGUUCACUAAUUCAGAGGGAGCUAGGUCUGCUUUAGGAAAAUCGGGUACUAUGGUUGGUUCUCAUCCUAUUAGGGUUCUUAUUUCCAAAACAGCGAUCACGCCUGUUAACCCAUAUUUCCUUCCAAAGUCUGAGGACGAGCGAGAGAAGUGUGCAAGGACUGUUUAUUGUACUAACAUUGGCAAGAUGGUCACUCAAACGGAAUUGGAAGAUUUCUUUAAAACAGCUUGUGGUGAGGUUCACGAUCUGAGGCUGCUUGGAGACAGUUACCACCAAACCAACAUUGCUUUUGUCGAAUUUAGUCUGGCAGAAAGUGCAGUUUCUGCUCUUAAUUGCAGUGGUAUUGUCUUGGGAGGGCUCCAAAUAAGAGUAAGCCCGUCAAAGACGCCAGUGAGGCCACACCGCUCUGAUGUAAACUAAAGCUAAGUGCAAAUAGA